Molecule: messenger RNA, 2174 nt
Organism: Nylanderia fulva
Lineage: Eukaryota; Metazoa; Arthropoda; Insecta; Hymenoptera; Formicidae
Gene: waw
Product: Translation factor waclaw
Biological process (GO): positive regulation of translation
Cellular component (GO): mitochondrion
Molecular function (GO): mitochondrial ribosome binding; GTPase activity; GTP binding
Source: RefSeq, a predicted model, not a curated record
GAAAGGAAUCUAUUCAUCCCUUUGUUCCGAUUAAGUGCUUUAUCUGAGUUCAUCUAUGUUAUUCUAUGUUUUUUAUAUACAACACAGCUGUUCGUAGAAUCACAUUUAUAUCCAAAAAAUGCAGCAGAGUAUUCAAAAUAUUGUUUGAUAAAAAUUGUUUAUAUUUUUUUUACAAAUAAAAAUGCGUAAAGUUAUGUCAAGUUUAUUUUACACCAAGAUUAUUGUUCCUACAAUUCAGAACAAAAUUUUCAAGCAACAAAGAAGGUGGAUUUAUUUAUCGAGCAGGUAUUUCUCUGUUAAAGAGACAACUGAUGUAGAAUAUGAUGUGCCAGUUGAAACUAUCCGUAACUUCAGUAUUGUUGCACAUGUUGAUCAUGGUAAAAGCACACUCGCAGAUAGGCUACUGGAAUUAACUGGGGCUAUAAAGGCAAACUCUGGCAAACAAGUUUUGGACAAUUUGCAAGUAGAGAAGGAACGUGGAAUUACUGUAAAAGCACAGACAGCUUCAUUGUUUUAUUCAUAUCGAGGGAGAAAUUAUCUUUUAAAUCUCAUCGAUACACCAGGUCAUGUGGACUUCUCUGCAGAAGUCUAUCGCUCACUGGCUCCUUGUCAAGGAGUCAUACUAUUAGUCGAUGCAAAUGAUGGUGUUCAAGCGCAAACAGUCGCUAAUUAUUACUUGGCGCGAGAGAAAAAUCUCGUAAUUAUACCAGUAAUCAAUAAGGUGGAUCUGAAAAAUGCCAAUCCCGAAAGAGUGAGAGAUCAGUUGCAGACAUUAUUUGAUGCAGAAGAUAUCGAUGUUAUCAAAAUAUCUGCUAAAUUAGGCACUGGAAUUGAUAAAGUUCUAGAUGCUGUAGUUGAAAGAAUUCCACCACCCACAGUAUGCAGGCACGAACCCUUUAGAGCAUUAAUAUUUGACAGUUGGUACGACAAACAUAAAGGUGCUAUUUCUUUAAUUUAUGUGAAAGAUGGAGCACUAUCAGUUGGCAAACACAUCAGCUCCGCACAUUUACAAAAAUCGUACGAAGUUCGAAGUAUUUUUUUUCUUAGACCUCAUGCAGAGAAUGUGAAAACAAUAUUUGCUGGGCAAGUAGGCGCUAUUUCAUGCAAUAUGAAGUCUAAAGAGGCUUGCAUUGGUGACACUUUGCAUCUACGGCAUCAACCUGUUGAUUCUUUAGAAGGAUUUAAGCCACCAAAGCCAAUGGUAUUCGCAGGUGUAUAUCCAAUGGAUCAGUCACAAUUUACCUCUUUACAAACAGCUAUUGCUAAACUUACAUUAAACGAUAGUGCUGUGACUGUCACUUUAGAAUCAAGCGUUGCACUUGGAAGGGGAUGGCGAAUUGGCUUUCUAGGUUUAUUACAUAUGGAAGUUUUUAUUCAACGUCUUGAACAGGAAUAUGAGGCACAGCCGAUAGUUACAGCACCCUCAGUCACAUACAAGGCAAAGAUUUUUGGCAGUAAAAAUAUAACAAAAUAUCAAAAUGACAUCGUAAUUUUUAACAAUCCAGCGCAUUUCCCGGACAUGCAAAUUGUUAGCGAAUUAUACGAACCUAUGAUUAUAGCAACUGUUAUAACACCAGUUAAAUAUAUGAGUGAUAUUACGUCACUUUGCCGAGAAAAGCGAGGCGUAGAAAAAUUAAACAAGACUAUUGGCAAUGACAGACUUAUGUUGCAAUAUAUAAUGCCAUUGAACGAAGUAAUCCUGGACUUUCAUGAUUCUUUAAAGAGAAUAAGUUCUGGUUAUGCUAGUUUUGAUUAUGAGGAUCAUGAUUAUCAAGUGUCAGAUAUUGUGAAGUUAGAUAUUCUCUUGAAUGGAAAAAUGGUGGAAGAAUUAAGUACAAUUGUACAUCAAACGAAAGCGAUACAAACAGGCAAGAAAUUGUGCACUAAGCUUGUCGAAACCAUUCCUCGACAGCUUUUUGAAAUAGCAAUUCAAGCAGCAAUAAGAAGUAAAAUAAUUGCAAGAGAAACUGUAAAAGCAUAUAAAAAAGAUGUAACAGCAAAAUUAUAUGGAGGUGAUGUUACUAGAAGAAAAAAAUUGUUGGCACAACAAUCGGAAGGAAAGAAGAAAAUGAGAAUGAUAGGAAAAAUUUCUUUACCACGGGAUACAUAUAUAAGUGUACUGAAAAAGUGAUUUUUCACAUGAUGUGUAAAUAAACAUUGUAAGAGAUUUUGCA